Messenger RNA from Pogona vitticeps (central bearded dragon), 2752 nucleotides. Lineage: Eukaryota; Metazoa; Chordata; Lepidosauria; Squamata; Agamidae. The record is from RefSeq and is a predicted model, not a curated record.
CUUUGCAAUACCGCUGGGGGGAAAAAAAGGAUCUUCUCUUUUCCCGUCGUCACUUGGUCUUCAACGGCCAUUUGAAACACACACACACACACCCAGUGGCAGUGCGGUCCAAUUUAGGCCUGGCAGGGAAGCGACUUUCCACCCCACCUGAAUGAAAAAUGGCAUCAGCCUUGAGGAGCCGGAAGAUAGCUUCCCAUACUGAGUUCCAAGGAGUGCCGAAGGAGGUUCAGAAAGAUAGACCUCAAGAAGGAGAAGAUGGUUUUGAGCCAGAAGAAGGUCCAGGAGAUGCCCUCAAGAGCCCCAAGGCCAAGCAGGCGGGAAAGCUUGAAGGCCGGCCCAGUCCAGGAACACCAAAGGAAAGUCAAUCGAAGCCAGAGAAAAGCUUCCAUCUUUGGGAGACGGAAUACCAGGAGUUUCUGGAAGAUUCGGUCUUGGAGGACCAGUUACUUGAGCAGUUGUCCCCGUGGGCUAAUAGCCGGGCCUUCCUGGCUUCCUUCGAACAAGUGGCCAUGGCCUGCCGCUGGCCGAGAAAAGAAUGGGUCGUCCGGCUGCUGCCUUCCCUCAGCGAGGACGCCGAGAAGGCUUUCGUCAGCCUGAGCGCCCAGGACCGAGAAGACUUCCAGAAGGUCAAGGUGGCCAUUUUGCGCCGCGAGGCGGCCGCCCGGGAAAGCAAGCGGAAGGAGUUCCGCCGCUUGUGCUACCAAGAAGCGAACGGCCCCCGAGAGGUCCAUGCACGGCUGCAGGAGCUGUGCCACCAGUGGCUGAACGUGGAGAGGUGCGGCAAGGAGCAAAUCCUGGAAAUGCUGAUCCUGGAGCAGUUCCUCAAAGUCCUGCCGCAGGAGAUGCAGAACUGGGUCCAGGAACAUUUUCCUGAGAAUUGUGCCCAAGCCAUAGGUUUGGCGGAGGAGUUCAUAAAAAGGCUGCAAGGAGAUGAAGAGGAAGUGACAGAGGCAGAAGAAGCGGCUUCGUUUUCUCUCCAGACGAAGGAGAUCCAGCUGGCGACGGGGAAACCACAGACCGAGGAAAAGAGGGAGAUGGAUAAAGGGUCCAACUUUUCAGAGAAACGUCCUCAAGGUUACAAGCAGACUAGCGUGAGCAAGAAGGGGUACCUGCAGUGGGCCCGCUAUGGAGAAGCCAGAUUGAGAGCCCGCUUUCCAGGAAGAGCAAAUACGGUGCUCCCCUACCGCUGGAAACAAAGAGGGCAAACCCUGGAAUGUCGCCUCUCGCAGCCGCUGAGGAGAGGCCGCCCCCUGCGCCCAGUCGAGACCUUCCCCUCCGCUCCGCCGCUGCCGUCACCAACGCCGCCGUCUCCUUCUUCUCUCCCAAAAAUUGUGGUGAAACGGAGGACGUCCCGUUUCCUCCAGAACGAGGCCCUCCAGCAUACAGUCAAAACCUGCCCGGAAUGCCACGUCACCUUCAACGGGCUGGCCAGCUUCCGCCGCCACCAGAUGUGCCACACGGGGGAGAAGCGGUACACCUGCUCUUUCUGCGGCAAGGGCUACUGCUUCAGAUCCGAGCUGGCUCGCCACGAGUGCCGGCACGUGGGCCGGAAGCCCCACGAGUGCUCCUACUGCGGGGAAGGGUUUGACCGCAAGUGGUGGCGUGACCAACACCAAAUGGAGCACAUGAAGAGCUCCUCCAGGUUUUGAUCAGCUGGGCGGCAGGGGAGAGAAAAUGGAAAUGGGAUAGAGAUGGGCACGAACUGCUGAUUUGGCGGUUCGUGGCAGUUCGCUUAGUGGCCAAACAGGUAUUUGGUGCUUCUCAGCCCUGCCUCCCCCAGCAGGAACCCAUUCAGGGGCAGCGCCCAGAGGAGGCAGGGCAAGGAAGCCAGGGUGCUGCCUUUGAGUGGGCACGGCUUUGAAACACUAAACACCUGUUUGACUGAUAAACGAACCAGGCAUAGCCGGUGGUUUGUGCCCAUCUCUAUAAACAGGAACAUUUUGUAGAUAAAGGGUGGUGAUAAGUAGAAUAUUUUUACUAUUUGCAUCCAAUUUUUUUUUUACAGUUUAGCUGGCUCACCCGGGCAAAAUUUUCCAUCUUUUUAGAAGGGUAUUUCUAAUGCUUCUUGUUGACUUAGUCCAUCUUUCCUCUGGGAACCCACAGCAAAAUGUGGUUUAAUCAGUAAAAGUUAGAUUUUCUUGUAUAAGGGUAGCGACAUUGGAAGUCCUUCUAUUAUGACGGAUUAUAACUCAAUUUAGCCAGCUUCCCCAUACAAAAUAACUGAGCUGGUUGUGUGGUUUAACGCUUGCGAACCAACCGCAAAACCCACAUUACUGUCGGUAACCAGAGAGGCAAUAUAGGCUUGAGCCUGUACAUGCAACAUUCCCAGAGAUGACAAAAAUAAUAGAUCUGUUUUGAGUGGCCCGAAGUAAGUGUAGGCUUUGCACCUACUGAGGCCUCUCAUUUUUUGACUAGAGGGGGUGAUCCAUGGUCUUUGAGCAAAUCCCUUUGGUCUUUGAGCAAAUCUCUGCUUGCAAAAGUAAACAACUUACUUUUGUGCAAGUAAAUUCUGCUUGCACAAGAAAGUUCUUUGCUUGGCUGGAAAAAUUAUCCAAAAUGGUGCCUGGAAUGGGAGAAGGUAGCAUUCGGGUGCCCACCCUGGCCAUUGUCGAGCCCUAAGAGUGUCGCUCUGUGACGCACUGCUCGUCGCCAAGAUUCAAAAGCAAAUUUUUUUGGCGUCUGUUGCUUUCAGAGUUUUAUAGUUUUAUUCGGUGUUUUGGUGCUUUAUGGCAUUCAUUGGAUUUUUUAAAAA